GCUGACAGGCUGCGGAGCCCGAGCGCGGGAUCGCAUCGAUUGCGAGCGCGUAGCGAUUGCUCCUGCCUGUUGUUUGGGUAUGGCGCCUGUGAGGAAGCCGGGAGGCGGCGGGAGCGGGGAUUCAGGUCUUGCUCCGUGUUGACCCGCGACCCAGAGCCGUGCGGGCCAUGGGGGAACCCAACCCCUUGGUCAUGGGGGGCCGCGCCCCUGGCUCCAACUGGUGUCUGCGGCGAGUCGGAAUGAACGCCGAAUGGCUGUUGCUGGAGGACGGAGGCGAGGUGACUAUAGGGCGAGGAUUUGGAGUCACAUACCAGCUGGUAUCAAAAAUCUGCCCUCUGAUGAUUUCCCGAAAUCACUGUGUUUUAAAACAGAAUGCUGAGGGCCAGUGGACAAUUAUGGACAACAAGAGUCUGAAUGGUGUUUGGCUGAAUAGAGAACGCUUAGAACCUUUAAAGGUCUACUCUAUCCACAAGGGAGACCAUAUCCAGCUCGGGGUGCCUCUGGAAAACAAAGAGAACGCAGAGUAUGAGUAUGAUGUAACUGAAGAAGAUUGGGAGAGAAUAUGCCCGUGUCUUGCCCCAAAGAAUGACCAGAUGAUGGAGAAAAACAAGGGCUUAAAAACUAAAAGGAAAUUUAAUUUAGAUGAAUUAGAGUGUCCUGGUGCAGAAGACCCCUCAAACUUGAAAGUCAAAAUCAAUAAAUUGUGUUGUGAACCCAGUCCACCAGUGAAGUCACACAGGAACAGCAAAGUGACCAGUCAACCUUUUGAAUAUAUGGAUCCUAAGUUGACUUCUCUUGAACCAAGCGAGAAGACCACAGGGGCUCAUCCUUACUCUGGCUCCACAAUAGUUGUUAGCCAUUUUAGGAAUCAGAAAGCUUCAAAGCCUAUAGCAUCUCAGAACAAGAACAGCUUAGAGAUCUUUAAGGUUACCAUGUCCAGGAUUCGGAAGCUGAAAACACAGAUGCAAGAAAAGCAGGUAGCUGUUCAGAAUGUGAAAAAGCAGACCGAAAAAGGGAACUCAAAGAAAAUUGUGAAAAUGGAACAGGAGCUGCAGGACUUACAGUCUCAACUGUGUACAGAGCAGGCCCAGCAGCUGGCCAGAGUGAAGCAGCUGGAAAAAACUUUCCAGGAAGAGGAAAAACAUCUCCAGGAUUUGGAGAAAGAGCAAGGAGAAGAGGAUCUGAAACAACAGCUGGCCCAAGCCCUGCAGGAGCAUCGUGUUCUAAUGGAAGAGCUAAAUCGUAGCAAGAAGGACUUUGAAGCAAUCAUUCAAGCCAAAAACAAAGAACUGGAACAGACCAAGGAAGAAAAGGAAAAGGUACAAGCACAGAAGGAAGAAGUUCUUAGCCAUAUGAAUGACGUGCUAGAGAAUGAACUCCAGUGUAUUAUUUGCUCAGAAUACUUCAUUGAGAUGAUGCUUCUUACCAUUGUAUAUACUGAAUAUUCAGCUGUCACCUUGAACUGUGCCCACAGUUUCUGCUCCUACUGUAUCAAUGAAUGGAUGAAGCGGAAGAUAGAAUGCCCCAUUUGUAGGAAGGAUAUUAAGUCCAAAACCCACUCAUUAGUCCUGGACAACUGCAUUGAUAAAAUGGUGGGUAAUCUAAGCUCAGAAGUGAAAGAACGACGAAUUGGUCUCAUUAGGGAACGAAAAGAUCCAUUUGGUGCCAGAGCAACACAAUGGCAGCCAAGAUUAGAGGCAAAGAGACUGUCCUGAAUAACAAGAGCAUUUGAAAAGACUGCUUGGCGAUGAGAGCAAAGGACUCUAGACUGGUCUUGGACUGCUCUGGGACAGAACAUGGACUACAGCCAUGUGGGGCAGAGACCAGUGAGGGAACUCUCCACCACGACCGUUGAUGUUGGCCGGCCCUGCUGCCACCACUGUCUGAAGCACCACCAGCGCUCACCAUGGUGACCACAUCGGGUACUCAAUAGACUACAUCACUACAUGUCAGCUGGGUUCUGUUCUGCCUUUUAAUUUUGUUGUUACUGUUACUGUUUUGGUACGGUAGAAGCAUCUCUGGCAACAUUUGUUUCAGACAGGUUAGGUGUACACUUGUGGCUGCCCCUGAAACUAAGGUAGCCUCAGUCUGAGAGAAUGACAUACCUCUAUGUGAAACAAGAUGUAAUUUCUGGAAAUAAAAUGUGAAACCUAUUGGUUUCUCAGCUGGGUUUUGCUGUGUUUAUCUUUCUUCCCUUCCAGCUCCCAGAUAGUCUCACAAGCAAACACUGGCAGCUCAUAAAUUACAACCAAGAAAGUAACUGUAUCAGGAGAUAAACUCAAGUCAGUAUCAACCAAGAUCAUGGCCAUAGCAGAUGAGCUCUUUUAUGAGCUCAUAACCUCCUACUGUUGUGUUUCUUUUUCAUUCCAGAGGUGGGUCUCUGCUUAGCUAUUUUCAGGACAGGCUGAGUCCCAAAUCUGUUUAACUCAAUGUCAGAAGGCACAAACAGUGGUUUCUUGAGAGCUUGGUAUACUUUAAAAUAAUAGUAAUAAAUUAUCUCUCUUUUGGCUGCCUUUCCUUUUUUAAACAGAAAGAAAGAUAACUUGAUGUUUGAUAGCUAGAAGCUUAGAAAAACUUCUGUUGUUCAUUGUAGCCAGUAAUGGGUAUAGAUAAGUUGAAGAAUUUUAUUGAGAACUAGGGACUCUCCACAAGGAUUGGGAGACUGCAUCAUGUCAUUUAGUGAUUAGCUUCCUGACAGAAAAAUGUUUUAAUCUCCCUUUUUACUUCAUACAGGGAGCUUUCUUAUUUUGUUUUGAUCAUUUGUUCUUUGUACCCCACAUGUUUUCAUAACGGAUUGCAAAUUAUUAUGUCAAUUUUAUGAGGAUUAAACUUUUUUCCUAUGUUGAUUGUCCUGUGAAUCCUGGGAUUCUGGAGUCCCUAAUCAUCUCAUCUUUCUCAUAAGAUCACUGACUGAAAAAUGGUGUAAUCAAGGAAGAUGUAAGUUAAGCAUUAAAAACCAAAGGAACAAAACCAACUUUAGUGGUCUGGGAGGUGGUACUGUUAAUAAAGCAUUGGACUCUCAAGUAUGAAGUCCUGAGUCAAUCCCUGUCAAGACAUGUACCAGAGUGAUGUUUGCUUCUUUCUCUUUGGAUCUUUCUCAUAAAUAAAUAAAUAUUUAAAAAUAAAACUAAAAAUAUUUGUUGGACCUGAA
Molecule: messenger RNA, 3151 nt
Organism: Erinaceus europaeus (western European hedgehog)
Lineage: Eukaryota; Metazoa; Chordata; Mammalia; Eulipotyphla; Erinaceidae
Gene: RNF8
Product: ring finger protein 8
Exons: 10
Coding region: 168-1715 (515 amino acids)
Biological process (GO): protein K48-linked ubiquitination; ubiquitin-dependent protein catabolic process; double-strand break repair
Cellular component (GO): cytosol; nucleus; site of double-strand break
Molecular function (GO): histone binding; ubiquitin protein ligase activity; metal ion binding
Source: RefSeq, a predicted model, not a curated record